Chinchilla lanigera (long-tailed chinchilla) is the source of this 359-nucleotide messenger RNA. Its product is annotated as translation initiation factor IF-2-like. The record is from RefSeq and is a predicted model, not a curated record. Lineage: Eukaryota; Metazoa; Chordata; Mammalia; Rodentia; Chinchillidae.
CCCACGCCCGGCGUUCUCGCGGAGAUGCUGCGCGCCUGAGCGCUGCGGGGCGGCCGCGCUUUGUGUGUCCGCGCCCCGCGAGCGGCAGACCUGCCUCUCCUGCGCCGGCGGAGGAGCCGGCCGUUGGUGGACUCCCCGGGGCGGAGGAGCCGCCGCCCGCGGAUCGGAUCGCAGCGUCCGAUCGCAGCGUCUCCCCGCGGCCCCGCCGCGCCGCGCUUCCCCGUCUGCGACGCGAGUGGGCGGACCGUCCUCCGGCCGUACGUACGGGAGUGGGGCGCAACUUCGGGGCAGCUUACUUCUCAUUGAUAGCGUUUAUCCCUGGACAGUCCGUUCCGACAGUCCCUCCCCCUGGGUCCUGA